This is a messenger RNA of Chara braunii, 1360 nucleotides long. NCBI's taxonomy places the organism in Eukaryota, Viridiplantae, Streptophyta, Charophyceae, Charales, Characeae. The record is from the annotation of a GenBank genome assembly.
UUAUCUUUCGCUUUUGUUUUUUACCCUACUAUGUGUGCUGAGUAUUCCAGUCAAAGCUACAAGACAUCAAGACAGACUUAUCUGUUGCUCCACUAUCGCUAAGCCCGGAGCGCGUUGGUGGUGAUAUGGACAAUGAGAUCAUGGUUCAUGGAGGAUUUCUGAAUGCCUAUAUGUCCAUCCAAAGGCCACUUUUCUCAGUCCUCAAAGGCAUCAUCUCCCAAAGCGCGAGAAACGGUGAGGAAGGAGAGAGAAGUAACGAGCGAGGAGCGGCAGAAAAGCAAUGGCAUGUCUACUCAACUGGCCAUAGCUUAGGAGGGGCAUUGGCAACAAUCUUUGCGAUGGACAUCUGGCGGAUAAUAAAUCCCAACGAUGGGAUCUGUAAUAUACCGCGACUAAUGGGAUACCGCCACGUGGAAAGGCCAAUGUACCUUGGCUCCCGCAUGCUUGACGAGGGAGAGGGACGAGAGCUUCUGAAUCCAAUAAAGACUUUUGAUGAGAUAUAUGAAACUUCAGCUGCGGAGGAGACACCAACAACGCUACAGCGACCCAAUCUGCUCUUUAUCCAGUACCAACGGGAAGCCACGUUUCUGAGAAAAAUAAUUGAGGCAGAGAUAUCUUUGCUGGAAGCAAUCGAAGAUGGCUCCUUCAUAACACAUCAUAUGGAAGACUUCUACUUUGUCAGUCUUCUCAAGGAUGUACAGAGAAUGAUGGCUGCACAACAACAGAUAACGCAAGGACUGCAGCAGGAUCCGGUGGCGCGCUUGAUUAAGAAGAGAGGAGGUCCUUGAACAGCAUAUAUAUUGCUAAGAAUUUCAGUCUGAAAUUGUGUCAGAAUCUGACCAGGUCUGUUUUUGAACACCCUGUCUGACCGGGUGCGUUAUCGAACACCCUGUCUGACAAAACACUCAUUUAACUGUUGAUAUUUGCGCUUUUUUGGUUCGGGUUUGUCGACUUACAUGGUUUUCGGUGUUAAGUCGAAGGAGGUGGUCGUCGGUAGGGGGGGAUUCGAAAUUAGACGGGGGGUAGGCCCAGGUACUUUAAUUAAUCGACUGCAACCCACCAGCGGUUUUGUUUGUGUGAAGACUCUCUCUCCUUUGGUAUUAAUGUUUUUCAAAUGCACGAAUCCUCCCCAUACAGCCAGCCAGUCAAGAGGUCCACCAUAGCCAUACAUCCUUCUCCUACUUGGUCGAACAGGUGGCUAUGGCGGAUUAUCGGAGUGAAGCUCCGAUGUUCAAAGGGCAACGCAAAGCUACUAAGUCCCUCCUACUAUGGAUGCCAUGCCUAGCACUACCACCGAGGUCUUCCUUGUAGGGCCUUCCAGGUGAAGCGCCAACCAAGAAGAUAAAGAUGCAGACCACCG